Molecule: messenger RNA, 570 nt
Organism: Acanthosepion pharaonis
Lineage: Eukaryota; Metazoa; Mollusca; Cephalopoda; Sepiida; Sepiidae
Source: the annotation of a GenBank genome assembly
AUGCGCCGCAUGGCACCGCCGCAGUCGGGGCAUACGCACGGUGCGUCAUGCACGACCUCGGUGCGGGGCAAAUGGUCGGGCAGCGGCUGUCGAUACGGCUUGGCGGUCUCCCGUCUCGGUGGCCACCGGCAUCGCCGCCGUGGCGGCUUCGGCUUCACGCUCUUCCGUGCCGAGUCUGGAGUUGGUCAGCCUGAUGCGUCAAUUUCUCCGACGAACGGCCGAAGGCCAUGCGCCGCAGCCGCGCGAUCUGCAUCCGCAACUGCUCCAGCUCGGCGCCGGCAGCAACGAGCAUGGCCUUCAGGACGGCGAUAUCGUCAGGCAGCGAGGCGGCAUCGGGCGACACGCCCGCUUAUACCAGAACCCCCGUGCCGAUACACGCGAAAGCCGCAGGAAACCGCGCUUUUCUACCGUGCCAAGGUCGGCUGCGAGGACCGGAUCGGAUGCCGCCAGUCCACUCCCUCGAGCAGCAUCGACAACUGCGCCGGGGUCAGCACCGCCACACCGUCCGCGGUUGCCGGCGCCGUGAACCGGCCCCGUUCGAGACGCUUGGCAUGGAGCACCAGCCCCUGA